AUGGAUCCCAAACACUCCACCGAAAUCUUCAAGUGAGUUCUGUGCAUCCAAUUUACUCUUGAGUUAAUGGGUAUUUUACUUGACCUUUAUUUUUCCCUGAUUGUAUCGUUGAUCUUCACAUGGAGGCUCCUGGAGAAUCAACAAGAAAUCCUCAUGGAAGCUUACAGGUCCCUGUCCCUUGAGCUGCAUACUCUUCAGGUUACUAAACCUAGCUUUCCUUCUUUCGGUAUAUAAAUUUAGGGUAAUUUGCGGGCCUUCAUGGUAGCUUUCCUAAUUUUUAAUACCCGUUUACUGGUAAUCUGUGGGCAUCAUGGUAUUUCUCUUGUUUAAAUAGGUGGAAGAGGAGAUGCUGAUGCGUAAAUUCUAUGAAUUCAUGUCUGCAAAAGGCUUAAUCAAGAAGGUAUGGCACGCUUAUUUCAUCUUCAAACAUGAGUGUUCUAGGUGGGUUUCCCAUAAUGGCAGAUGGGGAGAAGUUGGCUUUCAGGAGGCCGGAAUUGGGCUUGAUAAACCUGGCCCGAAUCAGGUCAUCUUUUACAUGGUCAACCUCUGAGCAUCCGUAGAACUCUCUCUCUCCCUCGCUCCGUCUCUCUCUCUCUCUCUCUCUCUCUCUCUCUCUCUCUCUCUGAGACAUGUGCGCGGAGCUUCAUAAGUGUCCUACCUAGUCUGCUCCAUUUUCUGGGUUUUUUUCUAUAGGGUUGGGCCUGGUCUAGGCUUUCUAAAACAUGACCGUGCGUAGGCUGAAUUUGGCAGGGCACUGGUCUCAUUGACAAUCCCUAAAUAUAUUUCUUCUUUCCCCUUAUAGUAACUUAAAUGCAUAGAUAUAUUUAUGUGUGUAUCCCGUUAUUCUUUCAGGGAAAAAAGGAAAACGAUUUGUACACUGAAGAUUCUAGUCCGUCUGAGGCUCAAUGA
Molecule: messenger RNA, 909 nt
Organism: Spirodela intermedia
Lineage: Eukaryota; Viridiplantae; Streptophyta; Magnoliopsida; Alismatales; Araceae
Source: the annotation of a GenBank genome assembly